Messenger RNA from Zophobas morio, 4014 nucleotides. RefSeq names its product dorsal-ventral patterning protein Sog (gene sog). Bases 160 to 2991 code for a protein of 943 amino acids. Gene Ontology annotation, molecular function: BMP binding. The transcript is spliced from 7 exons. Gene Ontology annotation, biological process: negative regulation of BMP signaling pathway; dorsal/ventral pattern formation; multicellular organism development. Lineage: Eukaryota; Metazoa; Arthropoda; Insecta; Coleoptera; Tenebrionidae. The record is from RefSeq and is a predicted model, not a curated record.
ACAUAGUCGUACGUCGUGCUUUCUUAGCAAUCAGUUUACACUAGGCUGUCGACGCGUUUGUAUCUACGUCACAGUGUCACCUUUUAUUACAUAAAGUCGUAUCUGAAGAUGCACUCGAGAUAAAACCGUGUGAAGUGUUGUGAAUCGAAAAAGUGUAACAUGAUCACGUGGGCGGUGUUGGCGGCGCUGCUCGCCGUCGCCGGGGCCAGGACCAAGGCGCCCCUGAUUGACGAGAGCACCAGGACGAGGAACAAGGCGGCAGAGUGCGUUUUCGGGAAGCAGGUCCGCGAGCUGCACUCCCAGUGGAUCCCCGACCUCGGCGUGCCCAUCGGCGUCCUCUACUGCAUGAAGUGCGAAUGUGUGCCGUUGCAGAAGAAGAGGCGAAUCGUGGCCAGAGUACAGUGCCGGAGCAUCAAGAAUGAGUGCCCGGAACCCACAUGCGAAGAGCCGGUACAUCUUCCGGGGAGAUGCUGCAAGACCUGUCCCGGAGACACCUAUGAUGCCGACGUCAUCCAAGACAUAAUUCCGCAGAAGGUCCUCGACGACGAGGAGAAAAGCAGCACCAAACAUUACGCUGCUCUUCUCACUGAACGCUCCUCCCUGGUCCUGCGGAACGACUUCGGCAAACUCACCUCCAACAACCUCAACAAGAACAACGUAGUCGCUACCGGAAGAUUCACCUUCCACAAGAAGAACCUCUACUACUCGUUCUACAUCUCCGACAAGGCGGCCCGCCCCCGGUCCCUCCAGUUCGUCGACAGCGAAGGCAACAUCCUCGAGGAGUUCAUCCUAUCCCGUGCCGGCGGCCUGGUCAACAGCUUGUACCAGAACGCAACCCGGAAGGUGUGCGGAGUGUGGCGCCGGAUCCCCCACGAGUACCGCAAGCGCUUCCGCCAGGAAAAAAUGUACGUGGUACUCGUCUGGGGCGUCAAGGAUCAAGCGGAGUUCACCUUGAGCGGCCAAGUCAUGAAGUACGCCGCUCUAGGGACGGAGAACUUCAGCUCGCUGUUGGAGCCCGCGGGGACUAAUGGAUUGAUGGCGGGGGCGGGUGGUACCGCGAUUGUGUCGAUUUCGACGUCGGUGUCGACGUCGAUUUAUUUGGCCAUCGUGUUCAACGGGCUUUUCGCUAUUGAUGACAUCGCUGAUGUUCCAAUCAACGUGACUUUGUCUGUAGACGACAAGAGGUUCAUCCUUCAAGAUGUCGCUAUUGUUAAGAAGCCGCACUACGAACUUAACGUGAUUGAGAUUCGUUCUCCGGUAACUUCCGCCGACUUGCGGCUGCUAACCCGAGGGAGACUUGUCCUUACCAUUUCGUCCGUGUCUAAACCAGAAGCGUUACGCCUCAGCGGUAGCGUCCUUACUAAGGUGACGUGCGAAAUCUUCCAAACAACGCUGGCUCCUAGUGCUUCUGAAGCCAAUGGUUAUGGAACGUCAGGGUUGGCUUGGUUGUACCUCAACAAUGAGGGUUCUCUGGUCUACAAUGUCCAGAUUGACAAUUUACGGACAACCCCGGACAAUACCACUUUUAUUACUCUGGUGGACGUUUCCACCAAGCGACGCACCGAACUCGAGGACUUAACCCCAACCUUUGACUUUAUUAAUGGUUGGGCUAACGGAACUUUGGUUAAGCUUAGUCCUAAGGUUCUUGAGCCUCUGUACGCCGGGAAUUUGACCGUCAACGUGGCCACCCCUAACGACACGAGUUUGAUCCGCGGCCGGCUCGUCCCUAAACCCGUGGCUGACGCCCGUGACGCUCCAGCCCCGUUUUUAUUAAAACGGGAAAACUACACCCUUCCUGCGUCUGCAGUAGGUUUGGCCUGGGUUAACGUCGACACCGACUGUUACAUCCACUACGACGUGUCCCUUUCGGGUCUCGGUAGUGAAAGGAAGCUGGAACUUAGCUUGGAACUUCUGCCAAUGUUAGCCCCUGGGGCUCCCGUAAUCACGCGCCACCUCGACGAGUUCCAAGGUAACCAAGUGGAAGGCAGCCCAGUCAACGCACUAACCCGGGAAGAAAGCAGGCGUCUGGAUAGCGGUGUCGGGUUCCUUAAGGUGAAAGAACAAGACACUGGGAUAACGUUAUUGGUUGCUACGGUGCGUCACGUGGGGGUACCCUUCGGUUGUCAACUAGCCACUGCACCGGAUGGGGUCACCGACGAACCCGGUGGUCCCACGGGUGAUUGUCUAUACGAAGGAAAGUUUUACCAAGAGGAGACUCAAUGGAUUUCGGGCGCGAAUCCCUGCACUAUGUGUUUUUGCCAGAACGGAGUCCACAAUUGCUUCACCAUGAAGUGUCCCCCGGUUAAUUGCACGUCGCCGCAGAACCUCAUGGAAGUCCCAGGGGAGUGUUGUCCCAUUUGUGUCAACUCCACGACCCAAAUGGAGACCAACCGGAACGUCCCCCAGAAGUGUAUUUUCAACGGACAACCCUACUCUCCCAGUAGCAAGUUUCGUCCGUUUUUGAUCCCCACUGGGUUCGAUAAUUGUACCGAGUGCACCUGCGACCCCAUUUAUCUCGAGAUUAAGUGCAAGAGGAUCACGAACGAGAAGGACUGUUGUAGGAAUUGCGGCCGAGUUGAUUAUAGCGUGAACGGUACUUUCCCUGCAGAUGAUGGUAGUACCACGGGAGUUGAAGGCACCAGGACGAUUUCUCCUAGGCCGCCUCCAGGCCCGAGUCCGACGGAGGUUUUACUCAAAGGGGGCUGCAAGAAUUUGUACGACCCCAAGAAGCCGUACCCGAACGGGAAGGAGUACCAUCCGCUGAUUGGUUCGUUGGGGGAGUACAAGUGCGUGACUUGCAAGUGUCAGAAUGGUAAGUCUUCGUGUUGGAGGGAGUGCGACAGGGCUGCGUGUGAGUUGAAGUUUAAGAUGAAGAAGAGGCAACGGCAGGGGGAGGAUUUGGGUAGGAAGAACAACUCCCAUUUGUGCUGCACUUACAAAGAGUGCAAGAAGUACAGACAUAAGAAGAAUCAUAGGUUACAGAAGAGCUGAAGAUGUACUGAUGGAAGUCGCUAGUGAAACUAGACUGACUUAGAACUUUAAGGACUUGAAGUCCAGUUACCGUUUACCAAAGAAGACUGAGACAGGAUGGAUGGAGCUGUCGUAUUUAUUCGAUAAAGUAGAAUAUGUUGUUUUCUAGGUUAGGUAUGUGCAGAUGGCGCAGUCAACUAAUUCGGGUUUUGACAGAUUAUUUAUUUAUUUUUUUAUAUGUAGUUUUCGGCGGGAUUUUACUUAAUUAUUUGACUGCACUGAAUCACUAUUUAUUGACAUUGUGUAAGUUAUUCCAUAGUUUAUAGGUUUCUUCGCGGAGACCUAAUACUCACUAGAGAUGAAGGCUGAUAGGGUGAGGAACUUGGACAUGAACUGAUUCUUGUUAUGUAUAAUAUUUAUACUUGUGGUUUUUUGAUUUGUACAGUUUUGUGUACGAGUUCUUGUUCAUUUUCCCGUUGUAUCUAUAUCAUGUAGGACAUAUCAUUUGGUGCCAUCCCCCAAAAAUUUCUUUAGGUACUUAAACAAUUGACUCGCAAGAGCAUUUAAUUGUAAUCGGAAUCUCCCUUGCAAUAAUACAGUAUUUUCUAAAUUAUUCGUUAGGUUAUAUACUACAGAGUCUGAGUGCGUGAGUGUCGUGUCCAUUGGGCGUGCUGUCAAACACCUGUCAUGCACAGGAAGACGACAAGACUGACGAGAUUAUAUGAAAGUGAAUGACAGCCCGCCCGGUGUACAUAUUAUAGCAUGUUAUAACUAUUGUACAUAUUUCUGCUGUAUGAUUAUAAAACCAUACGCUUUGUAAAGUUGUUAGUUUUUUUCUAGUUAAGUCUUAAUCAUACUAUUAUUAUCCAACUAACUUUUUUAUUAAUAAGAUGUAAUAUAGUGAUAAAGAGGGCCUCAAGAUUGCAUUUGGUAAUUUUAUUUCUUCUGUUGACAUUAAUUAGGACUGGAAAUGGUAAUGCCACAUUAUAACAAUCAAGCUAUAUAUAAGUGUACCUGCUAGCUAGAAUAAACGCUUCACAAACA